Messenger RNA from Phragmites australis (common reed), 2389 nucleotides. RefSeq lists its product as uncharacterized. The record is from RefSeq and is a predicted model, not a curated record. Lineage: Eukaryota; Viridiplantae; Streptophyta; Magnoliopsida; Poales; Poaceae. Bases 300 to 2162 code for a protein of 620 amino acids. The transcript has 2 exons.
ACCACCCAACGUCUCCCACGCCUCGCCCCGUGCGUGCGCACGCGAGCCUCGAGGCGAUCCGCAAGCAGAGGGUUUGAAAUCUCCAACCUCGCAUGGCAUCGCAUCAGCUUGGCUCAUCACGCGCGCAUACUACAAAGCCGUACUGACACAAAGCACAACACACAAUUAAUUCGCUAAUCGCAUCUCCCCACGCACGGUUUAAAUACCACCACAUCACAGUCCAACUCACUCUUUUUCCCUUCGCCCCUCCUCGGCUAGCUCGCAGUGGCAGCUCCUUCCUCCACCACCAGAAGCCAGCCAUGGGCCUCUGCUUCAGCAAGAAGAAGCCACCGGCCGGCGACGCCACGUCCAAGAAACCCGGCAAGAUCUCCGUGGUGGUCCCCGCCGAGAAGGCCAAGAAGACGGCGCUGCAGCCCAAGCGGGCGGCGGAGGGGACGGCCGCGGCCGACAAGAAUUCGGUCUUCGUCGUGAGGACCAAGGCCGCGGUGAGCGGGGAGGAGAAGAAGAAGAAGAAGCGGGGGACCCCGCAGGAGGAGGAGGAGAAGCCGCUGCCGGUGGUGGUGGUGCCCUCGGCGCCGGUGCGCACGUCGAGCUGCACCAAGGAUGAGGUGGACGCGAUCCUCAUCCAGUGCGGCCGGCUCAGCAGGAGCUCCUCCGGGACCGGGAGGGCGGCGUCGAGCGAGACGGGGGGCGGCGGGCACCGGCGAAGGCGAUCGGGGUCGAAGCGGAGCUACGACUUCGAUCAGGAGAGGAGAACUGUCGGUGGUGCAGACGAGCAGGAGUGCGACUGGGAGAGGCAGGGGGUGGCGGCGGUGUCAAGGCCGUCGCCGCACCGGGGCUCGCCGCAGCGGAGGCGGUCGGGGAGCCGGGAGAGGAGCGGCGGCGGCGGGAGCAGGAGAGCGAGCCAGUCGCCGGGGCGGCGCGCGGAGGGCGGUGCAUCCGCUGCGGCGACGGCGAGCUCGGGCGGCGGAGAACGCGCGAGGCAGCAGCCAGGGAAGAUGGUGUCCGUGCCGGCGAGGGAGAAGGGGCGCGCACCGUCGCCCGCGGCCGCGUCAGGGAAGAGGUGCGCGUCUCCGAGAUCGAGCUCUCCCGCGAGGAUGGCGGUGGGGAAUGAGAAUGCUGGCGGUGGGCCAGCGGCAGGGCCGACGCCAUCGCUGAGCCGAAGCUCGUCCAGGAAGGCUGAGCAGUCUCCGUACCGGCGCAGCCCCAUGGCCGAGCUCGACGAGAACUCCCUUCUCCGUAACAACAAUAACAGUGCCAAGCCCCAGAAGAAAUCCACUGAAAAUGCCGUCUCCGCGCCGCCCCAGAAGGUCACGGAGCGCGGAAAGGAGCAGAUGGCGGCACCAAGCGGCCGUUCUGGUAAGGAGAAGUCGGAGAUCGCUGAGGACGUCGCUGCGGCGUCGGAGACGAGAAUGCACUCGUCGAAGACUAACGCAACGCGCACGGUGAGCAUCGUGGCCGAGAGCCUCAACCAGAUGCCCGCCGGCUGCCGGUCGCGGCGGGCAUCGCGUGACUUCGACCAGAACUCCAACUCGUACGCUACCCAGCUCCUCGAGGACAUCCAGAACUACCACGAGCAGCAUCAGACUACCUCCACCGGUGCCACCGCCGCGACGCCGUCCUUCUCGCUCCCGGCUUGCGUCGCCAAGGCGUGCUCCAUCCUGGAGGCCGUGGCCGACCUCAACUCCUCCUCGUCGGAGAACCGCACCUACGAAUACGAGCCCGGCCGCUCCGCCGACGACAAGGGCUCGGUCAACGCGCUGUCCGGCAUGGACGACCGCGUCGAGCCGAGCGUGCGCAAGCACGUACAGCCGGUGCGGGACAUCCGUCGGGAGACCGAGCCACAGGAGUCCGCCGGAAGCAACAGUGUCUCCGGCCACCCGUGGACGCAGUCCUUGGAGCCCACCUCUGUGGAGUCCACGGACCGGACGUGGAGCACCGGCGACGAGGUCGUCGAGCAGGGCGGCAGCCACGGCGCCCCCAGCCCGAUGAACCAGCCCCGGCAGAGCAAGCAGCGGCCGUCGCAGCCUGAGCACAGCAGCAGGUCGCGCGCCGUCUCUGGCAAUGGUAACAGCUUGCACCGUGGACGCAGCGCUCAUCGUGGCAGCGGCAGCGUGGCGAGCGGCCGAUCGGGUGUUCGGGUCGUCUCGGCGACAUCGUAGUGGAUGAAAAUUGCUAAAUAAGGCAUGUUGCUGCAUGGUUUCUGCGUGAGUUCGUGUGUUCUAGGCGGUGGUAGUGGCAAGAUGGAUUGCUGCUUUUCACAGAUGUGUUUGUGUUCGUUAUUGUUGGUACAUUGUUCAAAUAUGAUCGGAGAGUGGUAUCGUGGUUGUGACACUGGCAAUGUAUACUCUAUUGUCGGUUGAUACUACUUGUGAAGAAUCAAUUGUUU